ACCACAACCACUGCAACCUCAACUCCAACCACAAUCCAUCACCGCGAUCAUUUCCAUAAAAAUAUACCCUCGCAAUGAGGACGACCACGUUACCUUUUUACAGUGGCCAUUGAUCCAAGCAUGGAUGACAUAGCUGGCCUCAAGUGGGAUUCGAAUGCGGGUAAUUCACGGAAGCCCCCGACCUCGAAUUACUCUGCGUUUACUUCCCUGAAACCAACCCCUCCCCCGUCUGGACGAGCCUCUCCCUUCCCUGCUGCCUUAAGCAAACCCCCCUCGAAACCAGCUACUCCUUCCAACGAUAGCUUCGCCGGCCUGGUUGCUUUCGGUUCCGGGCCAAGUAAGAAUCUGUCUCUACAGGAACAACAGAAGCGGCUUCUAGAGUCCAAACUCCUCCAACAGCAAGCCAAAGACCAAGCAGCUGCAGAACAAUUCCAGGGUGGCGAUGAUACUUUUUGGAAUAACUUCGGAAGCGGCAGGGGGACGCCAGCCGUAGCCAAGUCACCACCGCUCCCCUAUGUUCGUUCGAGUCAGCCUGUUCAACAUGACGACGGCGAAGACGACGACCUUUUCGCAGCUUUCAAUCAACCAGCCACUGGAGCAAAAACUAGUACAAAUGGGACCGUACAGAAGAAGAUCCUUGUAGAAGAUGGCGACGAUGACGAUCCUUUUGGACUGUCCGAAUUCACUUCUCGAGGAACCAAAGCAGCCGAGACAAAUGCUCCAAUUGUUGGCGGUGACGAUGACGAUGUCCUUGGUCUGUUAGGGAAACCAGUAUCCUCUGUUCGACCGUUGCCGAGGCCCUCUAGCAGUAGUGUUUCUAACAGUCCUGCUGAUGUGCAUCCUCAAGAUAAAGCAGUCGCGGAGCUUGUGGACAUGGGGUUUCCGGCUGACAGAGCGAAACAAGCACUGGAAUCGACUGAGACCGGCUUGGAUGUACAAGCAGCCGUAGGUUAUCUAUUGAACCAGGCCCAUUCUGAAGCCCAGGAGAGAGCUCGGGGUCAAGAUAGAUCGAAAGCACCUGGGCGGAAUGUUUCAAGGGUGUCGGAGGCAAGAUCACCUCCAGGCCAGCAACGGACCUACAAUGAACGAAAUCGACAAGAUCAUGAACAAAUCCCGGCAUCAUCUCGGGGUCCUGAGAAAGACUUUGAGCGCAUGGCAGGCGAAUUUGGCAAUCAGCUACUGAAGAGUGCUGGCUCGUUCUGGAAACAGAGUACCAAAAGGGUUCAUCAGGUUGUCCAGGACUUUGGUUCUGACAGCGAACCAGGGACACAGCCUCGGUGGAUGCGUGACACGGAAAGGCGCCACAUCGCAACAAAUAACCCACAGACUACUCAAUUUGAGGAUCAAGGCUCCCGAAGACGAAGUCCUAGGAAUGAGCCAGCUCUGCAUGUUACCGAUGAAGCAUUAAUGCUGGAAUCUAGUAGACCAAUCACCCAGCCGCGAGAACCAAGAGCCGAAGAGCCCUAUCACAGAUUUGGUGACAGUCGGGGCCAUUCACCCAAUUUCUCCCAGCGGCCUGCAGAACCUACACUCCCACUUCGAGAGGCGCAUGAAAAGCAACCAGCUUUUCUUCGCCCUAGCAUCUCCCCUCCAAUAACGACAACGAGAUCAUCAUUGAAUAGACAGGCAGCCGAAGAGCAGGCGGCUCAGGCAUAUACAAGUUCCGCCCGACGGCGAAAACCGCAGCCGACACCCGACCUUAUCGCCCAAAUAGAGCCACAUGCCCGCGAGAAUGGCUCGCAGGACGCCUCCUCGAGAAACAAACCAGCAGCUGUGUUCGAACGCCAUCCACAACGUCCUCCGCAACCAACACUGACCCGGAUCGAGACACCCGUCAACCCUCCCGCGCCGGCUCGUAACAUUCCACCGAUAUCAGCCAUCAGCCUUAAGGCAGUCCACACCCACCGUGAACAGGGCAACGCACACUUUCAACGCGGCGAUUAUUCCGCAGCACACCAGUCGUAUGCAACCUCUAUUACGCAUAUUCCUGCCGCUCAUCCUCUCCUUAUCGUCCUCCUGACCAACCAUGCUCUUACCGCCCUCAAGACAGGCGAGCCGAAAGUGGCCAUCACUGACGCCGAUAAAGCUAUUGCCAUCAUUGGGGUAUCUAAGGGUGAAUCAGAGUCGAUCGAUCUCGGAAGUAACACUUCUUCAAAGCGGAUGCGUGACUACUACGGCAAGGCACUGAUGCGGAAAGCCGAAGCACUGGAGCAGAUGGAAAAAUGGGCCGAAGCAGCAGCUGUCUGGAGAUUGGCUGUCGAAGGCGGGCAUGGUGGCUCGACAAGCAUACAGGGCAGGCUUAGAGCCGAGAAAGCGGCCAGUCCGACGACGCAGAAGCCAGUCUCAGCGGGGCCGAAGCGCUCUGCUGUGUCUGCCCCGAGGCGGCCGGCGCCAGCUCGAAACUCACCUGCUCCAGCAACUGCCGCAGCAGCAGUGACCAGGCUCCGUGCCGCGAAUCUCGCCGCCGAAAAGGCCGAUGAGGAAAAGUUUCGGCUCGGUGACUCGGUCGAUGCACGAGUCUAUGCGUGGAAAAACGGGAAAGCCGACAAUCUGCGCGCCUUGUUGGGUUCGUUGGAAAAUGUCCUUUGGGAGGGAAGUGGAUGGAAAAAGGUCAGCAUGGCGGAUUUGGUCUUGCCACAGAAGGUCAAGAUUCAGUACAUGAAGGGCAUUGCCAAGGUUCACCCCGAUAAGAUCCCGACGGAUGCCACAACAGAGCAGAGGAUGAUUGCCGGGUCCGUCUUUAGCACCUUGAACGAAGCCUGGGACAAAUUCAAAGCGGAAAAUGGACUAUAAUGGGCAAAGAAGUGUCCGUCCGACGGGAAUUAUCUACGAUAUCCAAUGCUAGAAGUAAGUGUUCAUCUUUGGGAAGAACAAUGGAACCUUGACUUCCAAGGGCGGACGACUCUAUACAUGCAUAAUAAGACAUUGAUCAUCUGUUCAAAGCCUUGUCGCAGACAGACGCUUCUCGGGUAAAUUGUUGGUACACUUGGGAGACAGGCCAGGUCAGGAUGUGUGCUGUCACCUCUUCUUACCACCAAUCUUGAC
This is a messenger RNA of Exophiala mesophila, 3045 nucleotides long. RefSeq lists its product as uncharacterized. The transcript is spliced from 2 exons. Lineage: Eukaryota; Fungi; Ascomycota; Eurotiomycetes; Chaetothyriales; Herpotrichiellaceae. Gene Ontology annotation, molecular function: clathrin binding. Gene Ontology annotation, biological process: clathrin-dependent endocytosis; clathrin coat disassembly. Gene Ontology annotation, cellular component: vesicle; cytoplasm; intracellular membrane-bounded organelle. The record is from RefSeq and is a predicted model, not a curated record. Bases 121 to 2793 code for a protein of 890 amino acids.